AUGUAUAUGUUAAAAUUAUGUUUGCAAACUGAUUUUAAAUUAAGACAAAAUAGUUACCAAAUAACGAAUAUUAAAAAUGGAAUAAAAGGGGAAACCAAAUCUGAAAGUAUUAUAAAUCCACCAAAUUGUUAUACUUCGGAAUAUCUGGAAACUAAUAAUAAAGUAGAAACAGAAAGUGAAAUUUAUCAAAAUUCUGAAUCUGAGUUUUCGGAUGAUAAGACUGAAAAUGAAACUGUUGAAACAAGUACACUUGAAAGUUGUGAGCAAAUUUCUGAAAAUGGGAAAAAUUUCGAAGUACUUCUGGGCACGAACAAUAAAGAUGAGUCAGUUUUAUGUACUGUUCGUAAGGAUUUUAUACCUUCUAAAGUUGAAUUUGAGGAGAAUCAUAUGAAAACGCAUUCCAUAAAAUCAAAAAAUGAAUGUUAUAUUUGUGGAAAAUAUUUCCAGAAGCGUAAUGAACUAGCGAAGCAUAUAAGAAUCCAUAGCAAAAGAAGGCCAUCUGUUGAAAAUAAUUUAUUAGAAGUUCACGAGCAAAUUCAUAUUAGCAAAAGCAAUACGUUAUCUUGUACUAUCUGCGGAAUAUUUUUUGAAAAUGAAAACAAUUUAACAUUGCAUUUGCGUACACAUACAGAAGAUAAAGUAUUUAAAUGCCGAGUUUGUGGUAUCACUAAAGCAACUACAGUUCAAUUAAAAAGUCAUAUGAGGACUCAUUCCAAGAAUAAACAUUCAUGCCAUUAUUGCGAAAAACAUUUUAAACAGAGAAGUGAUUUAAUUAGACAUAAACGUAUACAUACCGGAGAAAAACCAUUUGUGUGUGAUGUAUGUGGGCGAGGUUUUACUCAAAAUGGAUCAUUAAAAGGACAUAGACGAAUACAUACCCAGAAAAAGGCUUUUUCAUGUACAAUUUGUAAUGAAAAUUUCUCAAAUGAAAAUGACUUCGGAACUCAUUUAAAUACUCACACUGAAGCAAAACCACAUUUCUGCCGAAUUUGUGGCAUUAUUAAAAGCAAUGAAAAUGAAAUAAAAAGUCAUAUGAAAAAACAUUCAAAUAAAUUCAAUUUUAGUUGUCAAGCAUGCGGAAAACAUUUCAAAAUGAGAAGUGAUUUAAUAAGACAUAAUCGGACACACACGGGGGAACGUCCAUAUGUUUGUGAUAUUUGUGGCCGUGCUUUCACGCAAAAUGGUUCAUUAAAAGUUCAUCGUCAAACUCAUGCAGGGAAAAAUCCAAUGACAUGUGAGAUUUGUAAUACGCUUUGUGAAAAUGAGACAAAUUAUGAAAUACAUAUGCGAAUACAUACUGGGUUUGAAUGUCGUAUUUGUAACGUUACAGAAUCCACCGAGGAGGAUUUGAAAAAUCAUAUGAAACUCCAUACAGAAAAAUGUAAAUAUUGUUGUCAUAUUUGUGGAAAACAAUUAAAAUGUCCUAGUGAUUUAGCAAGACAUAAACGUACACAUACAGGAGAAAAACCGUAUAUUUGCGAUAUCUGUGGUCGUAGUUUCACUCAAAAUGGGUCUUUAACUGUACAUAAAAGAACACAUACAGGCGCUAAACCAUUUUCCUGUACGAUUUGUAAUAAAAGUUGUAAUACAGAAUGCGAUUUAAAACGACAUAUGAUGGUGCAUUCUAACGAUUUUCCAUUCACUUGCAACAUUUAUUUGAUGAAUCUACUUAGUACGAUUUUUGAAAACUUACAUAUAAUUUAA
Molecule: messenger RNA, 1704 nt
Organism: Chrysoperla carnea
Lineage: Eukaryota; Metazoa; Arthropoda; Insecta; Neuroptera; Chrysopidae
Product: gastrula zinc finger protein XlCGF57.1-like
Exons: 3
Coding region: 1-1704 (567 amino acids)
Source: RefSeq, a predicted model, not a curated record